Molecule: messenger RNA, 2763 nt
Organism: Penicillium atrosanguineum
Lineage: Eukaryota; Fungi; Ascomycota; Eurotiomycetes; Eurotiales; Aspergillaceae
Exons: 1
Coding region: 1-2763 (920 amino acids)
Biological process (GO): carbohydrate metabolic process
Source: RefSeq, a predicted model, not a curated record
AUGGAGUUUCUUCGGUGCGGCAUUCAUGGAUUUCACGAGGUUCUCGGCAUCGACGCCGAUGAAAUACGCUUCUACUGGGUCCUGGGAAACGGCCACGCCGAUGCGGUCCAAAUUGCACACCGAGUGAUUCUCUCCACGGACUCAAAAUCGCUUGAAUCCGAUAUCUCUGAGCCAUCCUCCCUCGAAUGGGACUCCGGUCGCAUUGAAAACAAUGAGCAGAGAAACAUCCUCUGCAAGCCUUCUGAUGGCUUCAAGUCCACAUGCAGUUACUUUUGGAAAGUGACAGUAUGGGACCAGAACGACUAUCCCUAUUCCAGCUCAGUCCAGCACUUCUUCACGGGAUAUCCCCGUUCCCGACUUUUGCCUCCCUAUAGCAUGAACCAAACAUACAUGCCACAUUCUAGUCUCAUAUUCCGCACUUGGUUUGAGGAUGAGGCGAAUCGGUGGAAAGCCGUUUGGAUCGGCGAUGGAGGGGACAAGCCUAUCUAUCUUCGAAAGUCUUUCAAGCUCGCAAGACCACCGACUCGAGCCAUCCUGUUCGCCUCUGGCUUGGGUCACUUCAAUAUGAGUGUCAAUGGCGACCCCGCUUCAAACCAUCGACUAGACCAGGGUUGGACAAACUACCACAGACGAGUCCAGUUCACCUCUUACAAUGUGACUGACAAACUUGAUGCCGGAGAGAAUGUCCUGGGCGCCCAUGUAGGCAAUGGAUUCUACGCCGGUGACAAGGGAGGAGACGAUCGCUUUUUCUGGCCGAUGUACGAAGAUAACACGUACGUCCGGUACGGAAAUGAACUCUGCUUCUUCUGUGAGCUGCAUCUCUUCUAUGAAGAUGGAAUACAUGAGACCAUGAUCUCAGACCCCACAUGGUCAGUUCGGAAGAGCGCAACAACACUGGCGAAUAUUUAUGCAUCGGAGAAUCACGACCGUCGUCUAUACCCUGCAAACUGGGACACACCUGGUUUUGAUGCCAGUAGCUGGACACCUGCAAAGCCGUUAACAGGGCCUCGGGGCCAUAUAUUCUACCAAACUCAGCCGCCAGUUGUGCUUCAUGAAACAUUCGAGCCUGUCAAUACAUACAGCCCUAGACCUGGAGUCGUGUGUUUUGAUCUUAGUCAGAACGCAUCGACAAUGGUGAAAAUAGUCGCCGAAGGACCCGCUGGUUCCGAGAUUGUUGUCCGAUACUCCGAGACUGUAAGGGAAGACGGAACCGUUCUCAUGCCGGACCCAUUAUUCAAAGAAUUCGAGACUGGGGUCUUUUCCAAAAUCUACCUUGCCGGUACUAACCAGCCAGAGACCUGGGAACCCGAUUUCUGCUUCACCAGCGCGCGCUGGAUCCAAGUGGAAGGUGUCUCGCUCAAUGCAGGCGAAGGUCUCCCAGUCAUCCACUCCGCCGUGGGUCGCCACAUUUCUUCCGCAGCCAGGAGACUCGGCACCAUGAAGACAGACAGAGAAGACGUCAACUCUCUUCUGAACGCCCUCUACUGGACCUUCAACAGCAACCUUUUUAGCUACCACACAGACUGUCCGCAAAUCGAAAAGUUCGGCUGGUUAGAAGUCACCCACCUCCUGGCACCAGCAACUCAAUAUAUUCGAGACAUGGAGUCACUAUACACCAAGAUUCUGGACGACAUUCUUGAUGCUCAGGAGCCGAGUGGUCUUGUUCCUACUAUGGCCCCCGAAAUUCGGUAUAUGUGUGGCCCGCUUCAUGACACGAUUACCUGGGGUUGUGCGUUGUGUCUGUUACCCGACAUUCUUCUUCGCUAUUACGGAUCCACGCAUGUCAUUGCAAAGAUUUUCCCUGCCGCAGUGCGGUAUAUGGAGUACAUGCAUGGCAAAGAACGGAAGGGCGGGCUAAUUGAGCAUGGCCUUGGAGAUUGGGGCCGUGACAUCGCCUUCGGAAAUCACCAAGCCAAUAUCGAGACCGCAAUUUACUACAAGUGUCUUCAAUGCGUGGCAAUGAUGGCUCGUGAGCUUGGGAAAAUGGAAGAAGCGAAUCGAUUCAAGAAGUGGGCCGCGCGGAUUUACGAUGUAUACAAUCGCCAUCUCCUCGUGAAGGAUGAUAGUUCGCGUCCGUACGUGUACUACACAUCAUUGGAUAACUUCCCUUCCCGUGAUCGCACCGCUAUUGCCCAGGCAAUGGCCUUGCAAUUUGGUUUGGUUCCUGCUGAGCACAAGAAGGACGUAAUGGCUGCAUUCAUUGAUGAUGUGUCAGACGGGAAGAUCCGGGCAGGAGAGAUCGGAUUGCGGUUCCUAUUCAACACUCUCGCCGAUGCCAAACGACCUGAUCUCGUGCUACAAAUGGCCAGACAGGAAGAACAUCCCUCUUACAUGCGCUUCCUGCGCCGUGGGGAGACUACAUUGCUGGAAUUCUGGCAGGAUGAGUGUCGAAGCAAGUGCCAUGAUAUGUUGGGAACUAUCUAUGAAUGGUUCUAUGCUGCUGUUCUGGGAUUGAAGCCGAUUGAGAAUGCUUAUCGGAAGUUUGAGGUUGAUCCUCCUUAUGGGUCUGAAUUUGGCUUUGUUGAGGGAUCGGUUGAUUGUCCAUUUGGAGUGAUCAAUAUUGACUUUACCCAGGAUCUUGAUAAAAGACUUGUCACUUUGAAGCUCACAGUUCCAUUUGGAACUACGGCUGUGGUAAGGCUUCCUGGCCAGGCAAGCCAGGUAGAGAUUCUACUGGACGGUGAAGAAAAGCUGGAGAACCUGGCACGAAACGGUCAUGUCGAGGUUGGCCAUGGGUCUUACACUAUCACUAUCCAAUUAUAA